Pectinophora gossypiella (pink bollworm) is the source of this 726-nucleotide messenger RNA. Its product is annotated as proteasome activator complex subunit 3-like. NCBI's taxonomy places the organism in Eukaryota, Metazoa, Arthropoda, Insecta, Lepidoptera, Gelechiidae. The record is from RefSeq and is a predicted model, not a curated record. The transcript has a single exon. Gene Ontology annotation, cellular component: cytoplasm; proteasome activator complex; nucleoplasm. Gene Ontology annotation, biological process: regulation of proteasomal protein catabolic process; regulation of G1/S transition of mitotic cell cycle; positive regulation of endopeptidase activity. The coding region runs from base 1 to 726 and encodes 241 amino acids. Gene Ontology annotation, molecular function: endopeptidase activator activity.
AUGACAGAAGCUGCGGUCAAAGUUUAUAAAGACUCUUUGAAAACUAAGGCGGAGACGUUACUGUUGAAAGAUUUUCCAGUAAAAAUUGUUAUGCUGAACGACGUUUUGGGGAAGUUGAAUUUCCAGAAUAUAAAGUUGGGCGAGAUACACCAGGACGUGAACAUUCCGGUGCCGCGUCCUGUGUCGAUGUACGAUGAGCCGCGGGCGAAGCGACGACGGCUGGAGGUGUCGCUCGCGACGGCCAACGUGGAGUGGCCCAAGGUGUACACUUUGCCGAACGGGCCUGCGCCCUGCAACAAGUCUCUCAGCGACAUGAUCCGCACCAUCAAGCCGCACAUCCGGCAGCUGGUGGAGGACUCCAACCUGCUCAAGAUGUGGAUCUCCUACUUGAUACCGAAGAUCGAGGACGGCAACAACUUCGGCGUGUCGAUACAGGGCAGAACGUUGAAGGAGAUACAGGAGUCAGAGACGAAGGCGGAGGAAUUUCUUGAACAGAUUUCGGAUUAUUUCGUGACGCGGGCGAAGAUAGUGUCGAAAGUGGCGAAGUAUCCUCACAUCGAGGACUACCGGCGGGCGGUGCGCGAGCUGGACGAGAAGCAGUACCUCUCGCUGUGGCUGACCAUGUGUGAGGUGCGGAACCGCUACUGCGUGCUGCACGACAUCGUUACCAAGAACCUGGACAAAAUCAAGAGGCCGCGAACUUCUAACACAGACGCUCUAUAUUAG